Suhomyces tanzawaensis NRRL Y-17324 is the source of this 3574-nucleotide messenger RNA. It is a transcript of the gene RPN1, whose product is annotated as proteasome regulatory particle base subunit. Gene Ontology annotation, molecular function: enzyme regulator activity. NCBI's taxonomy places the organism in Eukaryota, Fungi, Ascomycota, Pichiomycetes, Serinales, Debaryomycetaceae. Bases 465 to 3314 code for a protein of 949 amino acids. The record is from RefSeq and is a predicted model, not a curated record. The transcript has a single exon. Gene Ontology annotation, cellular component: proteasome storage granule; proteasome complex; nucleus. Gene Ontology annotation, biological process: regulation of protein catabolic process; proteasome-mediated ubiquitin-dependent protein catabolic process.
AGCGAGACUUCGCACGAGGAUCAAUGUCGCACCACAAUCCUUCCCGCAAACCCAGCAAGAUACUGACAGAGUAUGCCAGCGAGACUGCACUAACUAUAGCUUAUUUAAAGUCAUUGUAGCUAGUUAUUCUAGUUCUUUAGAGUAAUCCACUACUGUAGCUCAUUAAUCCAGCUAAUACUCCAGCUGCUCUUGCUUACUUCCUUCUGAAUGGUAUGACAAGUUCAGUCUCUAUCCUCCCCAUCCGCUCGCUGUGCUCGCACCGUAGCGUCGCACCAGGUCCCUAAAAUGGUCCCCAUUUUUCUCCAUGGUUGCUUUUUCGCACCGGACCCACACUAAUUCUCGCCCUCCAGUCCCUAACCUCUCGCUAGCCUCCCUCGCCCUCGCCCCCGCGACCGCGCGCUCGUCGCUCAUUCAACAUUUGCCAUCCAAUCCACCACCACCCACCACUUCACUCUUCCAGCACAAUGUCUCCUGCAAAAGAAGAAGUGACCUCCGAACACGCCAAGAAACAGCCUCCCAAGGCACCCAAGGAAGAAGAGUUGUCUGAAGAAGACCAACACUUGAAAGAUGAAUUGGAAUUGCUCGUGGAAAGAUUGAACGAAGCCGACCACAAGGUGGAUUUCUACCAACAGUGCUUGACCACUUUGAAGACGUUCAUCAAGGACUCCACCACCUCCAUGACCGCGGUGCCCAAGCCAUUGAAGUUCUUGAGGCCCCACUACCCCAACUUGACCGAAUUGUACACCCGCUGGAAUGACAAGUCCGACUCCUCCUACGCCGCCAUCAUCAUCAAGCUUGCGGAUGUGUUAUCGGUGUUGGCUAUGACAUACUCCGACGACGGCAAGAAGGACUCCUUGAAAUACCGCUUGUUGUCGUUCGAAGAGCCCAUAUCAGACUGGGGCCACGAAUACAUGCGCCACUUGGCCUUGGAGAUCGGCGAGGCCUACCAGGAAUCGUUGGGGUCUGAGGACAACACCACCGACCGUUUGAUCCAGUUGGCGUUGAAGAUCGUGCCAUUCUUCUUGAAACACAACGCCGAGGCCGACGCUGUCGACUUGUUGCUCGAGAUCGAAAGCAUCGAUAAGUUGCCCCAAUACAUGGACGAGAGCACCUUCGCCAGAGUGUGUCUCUACAUGGUCAGCUGUGUUCCGUUGUUAUCUCCCCCAGAUGACACCUCCUUCUUGGAGACCGCGUUUGCUAUCUACUUAUCCUACAACCAAUUGCCCCAGGCCUUGACCUUGGCCAUCAAGUUGGACGACGAAAGCUUGAUCAAACAGGUGUUCGAGGUUACCAACGACGACUUGGUCCACAAACAAUUGGGGUUCAUCUUGUCCCACCAAUACAGUAACUUCAAAUACCCUGGUGACAACCCCGAGGUCCAAGAAACCAUCUCCAACUCCAAAUUACACGAAUACUACGCCUACCUCGUGAAGGAACUUAAUUUAUUGGACCCCAAGGUUCCGGAAGAUAUCUACAAGUCCCACUUGGAAAAUGCUAAAUUCGGUUUGGGAACUUCUGGCUCAAUUGACUCGGCCAAGCAGAACUUGGCUACUGCAUUUGUAAAUUCCUUCAUCAACUUGGGUUACGGUACCGAUAAAUUGAUCCAAACUGAAGAGGACAACAAAUCCUGGAUCUACAAGACCAAGGGCCCUGGUAUGAUUUCCACCACCGCGUCUUUGGGUUCUAUUCACCAGUGGAAUAUCAACGAUGGUUUGCAACACUUGGAUAAGUACACUUAUUCCUCAGACGACGAAAUCAAAGCUGGUGCCUUGUUGGGUAUUGGUAUUGUGUCUUCCAACGUCCACGACGAUGUUGACGCUGCCUUGGCUUUAUUGCAAGAAUACGUCUCUGAUCCAAACAAGCUUUUGCAAGCAUCCGCUAUUAACGGUCUCGGAAUUGCGUUUGCUGGCUCUAGCAACGAAGAGGUUUUAAACUUAUUAUCACCAUUGGUGUCUGAUUCCGAUGUAUCUAUGGAAAUCUCGUCCUUGGCUGCCUUGGCUUUGGGUCAUGUUUUCGUAGGAACUUGCCACGGUGACAUCACAUCAACCAUCUUACAAAGUUUGCUAGAAAAGGACUUCUCUCAAUUAACCAAUAAGUUUGUUAAGUUCAUGUCCUUAGGUUUGGGUUUAUUAUACAUGGGCAAGACCGAUCAAGUGGAAUACGUGUUGGAAACCAUUGAAGCCAUUGAGCAUCCAAUCAACAAGACUUUGAAGGUUUUGGUUAAUAUCUGUGCUUAUGCCGGUACUGGUAAUGUGUUACAGAUCCAGUCUUUGUUGCAAAUGUGUACCGCUAAGCCAAAGGAUGUUUUAGCUGAAGAAAAGAAGUUGGAACAAAGUGAAGAGGACCAAAAGAAGACAGAAGUCAAGGAAGAAAACAAGGAUGUGGAGAUGGAAGAUACCGAGUCCAGUGACAAGAAGCCAGAAGAAAAGGAAAAGCCUGAGGAAGCAGAAGAGGAAGAACUUGAUGGUGAGGACUCGGACGACAACGAAAGUGACGAAGAAUUAUACCAAGGUAUUGCCGUGCUAGGUUUAGCCUUGAUUGCCUUAGGUGAAGACAUUGGUCAAGACAUGUCGUUGCGUCACUUCUCGCACUUGAUGCAUUACGGAAACUCGUUGAUACGUAGGGCUGUUCCUUUGGCGAUGGGUUUGGUUUCUGCCUCUAACCCACAAAUGAAGGUCUUCGACACCUUAUCUCGUUACUCGCAUGACCCUGACUUGGAAGUUGCCCAAAAUGCCAUCUACUCCAUGGGUUUGGUUGGUGCCGGAACCAACAAUGCUAGAUUGGCCCAGUUGUUGAGACAAUUGGCCUCUUACUACAUCAAGUCUCCCGAUUCAUUGUUCAUGGUUAGAAUUGCCCAGGGUAUUUUACACUUGGGUAAGGGAACCUUGACUUUGACUCCAUUCAACUCUGAGAGAACUAUCUUGUCGAAGGUUUCUUUGGCCUCCUUGUUGACCAUUUCCAUUGCUCUCUUGGAUCCAAAGAGUUUCAUCUUGAGUGAUUCCACCACCGAAACCACCCACCAAUUAUUGUACUACUUGACGCCUGCCAUCAAGACCAGAAUGUUGGUCACUGUUGACGAGCAAUUGAACCCAAUCAAGGUCAACGUCAGAGUAGGUCAGGCUGUGGAUGUUGUUGGACAAGCUGGUAAGCCUAAAACCAUCACUGGAUGGGUGACCCAGUCCACUCCUGUGUUGUUGAACUACGGCGAAAGGGCCGAGUUGGAGUCUGACGAGUGGAUCAGCUUGAGCAACUCGUUGGAGGGGGUGGUAAUUUUGAAGAAAAACCCCGACUACAUGGAGGUGGAAAACAGUUAAAUUGGAGAUUCGUUUAGAUAAUAAAUUACGUGCCUAAUGAAUGUAGUUAGAAUUAGUGAAAUUCGCUCAGAUAAUAAAUAGGUGAGGAGGAAACAGUGGAGAUAAUUGAGUGACAAAUGUAAAGAAAGCUUGGAGAUACUAGGGGUAAAAAUUAUUAUCUAUGAGUUGGUGGAAAGUAAGCUUAGAGAUUCGGUUGGUGGAGAACAGUUGAAUACGCUAAUAAUUACGAGACUAUUGAAAAAGUAAAGAAGCUUCGUUUA